GGGGCUUCAUUGUUCGCGCUGCGCCGGGUUGUUUAGUGUAAUUGCCGCGGAAGAAGGAGGCGGACUGCGGUCAGCCGAGAAACCCCGCUAUUCCGCAGCCAUAACCGCUCAAAAGAUUUGGGAGGUAGUAAAGGGUAGGGAGCUGGACCUCGAGGCGCCGGCGCGACAGCAGCAGCCAUGGAGGACGAGAUGCCCAAGACUCUAUAUGUCGGCAACCUUUCCAGAGAUGUGACAGAAGCUCUAAUUCUCCAGCUCUUUAGCCAGAUUGGACCUUGUAAAAACUGCAAAAUGAUUAUGGAUACAGCUGGAAAUGAUCCAUACUGUUUUGUGGAGUUUUAUGAGCAUCGUCAUGCAGCUGCAGCACUAGCUGCUAUGAAUGGGCGGAAGAUAAUGGGUAAGGAAGUCAAAGUGAAUUGGGCAACAACCCCCAGCAGUCAAAAGAAAGAUACAAGCAAUCAUUUCCAUGUCUUUGUUGGUGAUCUCAGUCCAGAAAUUACAACUGAAGAUAUAAAAGCUGCUUUUGCACCAUUUGGAAGAAUAUCAGAUGCCAGAGUGGUAAAAGACAUGGCAACAGGAAAGUCUAAAGGAUAUGGCUUUGUCUCCUUUUUCAACAAAUGGGAUGCUGAAAACGCCAUUCAACAGAUGGGUGGCCAGUGGCUUGGUGGAAGACAAAUCAGAACUAACUGGGCAACCCGAAAGCCUCCAGCUCCAAAGAGUACAUAUGAGUCAAACACCAAACAGCUAUCAUAUGAUGAGGUUGUAAAUCAGUCUAGUCCAAGCAACUGUACUGUAUACUGUGGAGGUGUCACUUCUGGGCUGACAGAACAACUAAUGCGUCAGACUUUUUCACCAUUUGGGCAAAUAAUGGAAAUUCGAGUCUUUCCAGAUAAAGGAUAUUCAUUUGUUCGGUUCAAUUCCCAUGAAAGUGCAGCACAUGCAAUCGUUUCUGUUAAUGGAACUACCAUUGAAGGUCAUGUCGUGAAAUGCUAUUGGGGCAAAGAAACUCUUGAUAUGAUAAAUCCUGUGCAACAGCAGAAUCAAAUUGGAUAUCCACAAGCUUAUGGCCAGUGGGGCCAGUGGUAUGGAAAUGCACAACAAAUUGGGCAGUAUAUGCCUAAUGGUUGGCAGGUACCUGCAUAUGGAAUGUAUGGCCAGGCAUGGAAUCAGCAGGGAUUUAAUCAGACACAGUCUUCUGCACCGUGGAUGGGACCAAAUUACGGAGUACAGCCACCUCCAGGACAGAAUGGCAGCAUGUUGCCUAAUCAGCCUGCAGGGUAUCGAGUGGCAGGGUAUGAAACCCAGUGAAAAAGGACUCCAUAAUCUAAAGCCAGUGGCUUGAGGCUACAGGGAGUGUAGUAAAGCCGUUGUUUACUUAAAGAUUUAUCAAAUCAGUCAGUGCAAAUGUCAGAUACAAUGUAUUUAUUUAAAAGAUUCAUUUUUUAAUCAUGAAAUUACUUAUCAUCCACAUUGUUUUAAAAAGAAACAAGAUGCUGGAUGUCUGCCAAUUUUUGCCUUCAUUACCUUUUUUGAUAAAGUUUCUCAGAUCCUUGUUUCAAAUACAAAUGCAGGGAUUGCUGCCACUUUUUUAAAAUUAAGAGGCAGAAAAUUGCACAAUGUUGAACUUUUUUCCACUAAAGUAGUGUGCAGUUCUAGUUUGCAUUCCUGAUAUGAUUUAAAACAUGUAAUAUAAAGAUGUUAAAAAUGAAGAACCAAAACUGUGCAAAGUCUAGAAGUUCUUUGUAAUCUUCAGCUUGCGCACAAUUCUGUUUUAGGGUUUUUUGUUUUUUUUUUAAAGCAUUGUUUGAACUGUCCCAUCUCCACUGUUUCCCUUUGGGGUUUUAAAAUAUAAAUUAUUAGUUUACAUCAUUUUUGUAACUACAUUUUUCACAAAUUUGUCUUGCCUUAUUAAAUUUCUGUAAAAUAUACCUAAAUGGGGGAAAAAUGAUGUUCACUUAGAUUGAAAACUUUUCUCAGAUGGAUUGAUAAUUGCAUUCAUUUUGUGUUUUAUAUGAGAAGGUGCCUCAAGAAUUCCCUCUUGGAUUUGUUUAAAGGAUUUUUAUCUUCUGUGAUAAACUUUGCUGUGUACCAGGAAAUACAAAAACAAAAACUUGCUACUAAAGAAAAUCUCUGAAAUGUGAGACAUUCUUAUGAGCCCGUGUUAAUUUCAUGUGUCAACUUCUACAUUUACGUGUAUUGUUUCAUUCUGUAAAAUGUUUUAGCAAUUUAAUAUUUUGCACAGUUAGCAAGCUUUGUAUGUCAUUUCCUUCUUAAAGGCAUCAUGCAGAGUUGACAGGAGAUUUCUAAGGUUUUAAGUUGUUUGCAUGUGAAUAUCAAAUACACACUUUGGUAGUCUUUGAAUACAAAGUCAUCUGCUCUUGUUUUUCAAGAAUUUUGAGACAGAAAGUUGUAUGUAAAGGAACAUAUUAAUUUGCCAUUUUCUAGUUAUAUUUACUCAAGAGUAAAUCAACUUAAUUUUAAUACGUACAAAUGAUAGCUGUGAAACUGUAUAAUAUCCUAUAUCAGGCUUGGAGUUCGUUGUGAACUUCAAAAUUAGCCUGAAGGACCAGCCGGGCAAAGCAUUUUUUAAAUGUUCAGAGGCCAAAAGAUAAAACAAAACAAAAAAACCUUAAAAUCCUACCUCCUUAAACAGCCUUCAAAGAGGAGAAUCCUCAGUGCAAUCAUUAUUUUGAUUCUUUUGGUACCUGUUUUCCUGGAGUUCCCAAUUUUAUUAUUUUGGGGUGGCUCCGAGCAUUAGGUUUAAUCUUUGAUGGCAUUGUUCUAGUUUUGAAAUUUCUAGUACAUUUCAGAGUCUCUUAGAAGAGUUGUGGGAGAUUUUGUUUUGUUUUCAGUGAAAGUCACAAACUUUCUUCUUCCUUUACUCACAAAGGGGAAGAGUCCCCCAGUAUACAUAUUUGGACGGUUUGUUGUUUUUAAGACCUUCAGAGAGCUCCUAGCAUUUAGCAACAGAAAAGGCCUGUGAAAUCUUAAGUUUCCUGGCCUUGUCUCUUCCAGGUAGGAGCAAAUUAAGCUGGUCUCUAAAGCCAAUAUUCAUGUAAACCAGAGCCCAGGAAAGACAGCUCAUAAGUGUUUAAUUCUCUGGAGCUCAAUUCUAUGCAGUUGUACUGAUGUUUCAUUACGUACGUCACUGUGUAUUUUUAAGUGUUGUUACAUUAAAAGUUGCUUUAUGGAAGAUGAGUAAAUUUUUUAAAUACUUGGGAAUUUUAUUUCCAUGUUAACGUCUACAGAUCAGGACAUGCGACCAGAAGCAGCUUAAAUGAAAUACUCAAAAA
Odobenus rosmarus divergens (Pacific walrus) is the source of this 3290-nucleotide messenger RNA. It is a transcript of the gene TIA1, whose product is annotated as TIA1 cytotoxic granule-associated RNA binding protein. The record is from RefSeq and is a predicted model, not a curated record. The transcript has 12 exons. Lineage: Eukaryota; Metazoa; Chordata; Mammalia; Carnivora; Odobenidae. Gene Ontology annotation, molecular function: mRNA binding. Bases 178 to 1305 code for a protein of 375 amino acids.